Molecule: messenger RNA, 912 nt
Organism: Galeopterus variegatus (Sunda flying lemur)
Lineage: Eukaryota; Metazoa; Chordata; Mammalia; Dermoptera; Cynocephalidae
Gene: STPG3
Product: chromosome unknown open reading frame, human C9orf173
Exons: 6
Coding region: 1-912 (303 amino acids)
Source: RefSeq, a predicted model, not a curated record
AUGAUGAAUUUUGACCAGAAGGCCGUGAAAUUCCUGGCAAAUUUUUACAUCAAUGGAGGCAAACACUGGACCCAUGGUCCCCUGAGUCAGAAGCCACUAGAGCCCACCCAGACCGAGGCUGCUGUGCUGUUGUCAGGGGCGGCCUGGGAUGAGAUGUGGCCCUCGGGAAGGCAGGAGCUUCCAGCUGGCCUCAGGCGAAGAAUGGGCACCCCCUGGGAGUCCCUGCCAACCUGCACCCGGACCCUGAGGGAGCUGCUGUUGGAGCAGCGCCCCCCCAUCGUGACCGACCUGGAUGUCCCCAGCCCCACCAAGUACCAGAUGCUGAGCCCAUCUGUGCGAGAAUCCUCCCCACACCCCCAGUACAGCAUGGGCCGCAAGCACUCUGGCCGAGAGGGCGGUGGCCGCAGGGCCUGGCAAACCAUGUGGUUCCAGAGCGAAAGCCCCUUCACGCAGAAAGCAGACUUUAACCGAGAACAAAAGUGGCCAUCGCCCGCCGACCACCGGCCACACAGCCGGCCUGCCUUCCCGGCAUUCAGCUUUGGAGGCCACCCCCCUGCCUCCAAGACACCUGGGGGCCACGCCUGCCCAGCACUGGCCCGGGCCAGGGGAUCAGACCCCCAUGUCCAGUCCCCGCUCCAGGCUCCUCCGCGGCCCCAGGGGGAGAAGCGCCCCAGCCCCAACUCCUACAACAUCCUUCCUGGGAGCCGCCUGCAGAGCCCACGCCCGCCUGCCUUCUCCAUGGGCCGCUCACCCGCGCUCGCCUGCUGGGUCAGCUCCUCCCGGACCCCUGGCCCGGCCGCCUACUACGUAGAGGACUGCUACAACUCGCGCUUCCCCUCUGCGCCCGGCGUGGUCAUCCAGGGCGUGCGCAGGCCCAAGCGCCACGACACAGGCCCCUUCUGCACACUCUAG